AAGAGAUGCUUGAAUCAAAAGAAUUCCUUUUUUGAAGUUCAAUUUUUAUCAGAGGACAAUAUGAAUAUUACACCAUGUUCCAUUAAAACACUCAAGGGGUUAUAUGAUAUAUCGGGUGUAGAAGUAGGGCAACACUUCUAUUGGCAAAUAGGAGGUUUCCAAAUUCAUGCCCAAGUACUCAUCACUUCUUGGGUCGUAAUUACUAUUUUGCUAGGUUCAGUUAUCAUAGCUGUUCGGAAUCCACAAACCAUCCCGACCGAUGGUCAGAAUUUCUUCGAAUAUGUCCUUGAGUUUAUUCGAGACUUGAGCAAAACUCAGAUUGGAGAAGAAUAUGGUCCCUGGGUUCCCUUUAUUGGAACUAUGUUCCUUUUUAUUUUUGUUUCGAAUUGGUCAGGUGCUCUUUUACCUUGGAAAAUUAUAGAGUUACCCCAUGGGGAAUUAGCAGCGCCCACGAAUGAUAUAAAUACUACUGUUGCUUUAGCUUUACUAACAUCAGCGGCAUAUUUUUAUGCGGGUCUUAGCAAAAAAGGAUUGAGUUAUUUCGAAAAAUAUAUUAAACCAACCCCAAUCCUUUUACCUAUUAACAUCCUAGAAGAUUUCACAAAACCAUUAUCACUUAGUUUUCGACUUUUCGGAAAUAUAUUGGCGGAUGAAUUAGUCGUUGUUGUUCUUGUUUCUUUAGUCCCCUUAGUAGUCCCUAUACCGGUCAUGUUUCUUGGAUUAUUUACAAGCGGUAUUCAAGCUCUUAUUUUUGCAACGUUAGCCGCAGCCUAUAUAGGUGAAUCCAUGGAAGGUCAUCAUUGAAUUAACUAGUUUUUGAAAUAGUCUUUCUUUUUUUAGCUUAGCCCAAUUCAUGCAUGAUUCCGGAUAAUCCUCUUAGUUGGAAAACUAAAUAGUUCGAAAGGCGUAUGAAUAUACAACCUAGAGUUGUAGGAGAGAGAAUAGACUAUAUUAUGGAAGAGGUAAAGUAUAUAUGCAUUCAGGGGGGCCAAGUCAGGUUAGAUCUAUAUCUUUAAUGCCUAUAAGACAGUCAUCUUUUGUGUGGCUUUCUAAAGAAUGAUUUUAGAAUCGGAUUCAAUAGAAAAUGAGAAAAUAGGCAAACAAAAUAGAAGAAACAAAUGUAUAUGGGAUUUUUUUUUCCUAAGUUAGAUUCAUUAUCUAAUCCGAUAUAUAGAAUUCCCUUCUAUAUGGAACUGGAUUCCAUAUCUAGUUCUAUGCAGCAUAUUGUUAUCAAUUGUAUAUCUUGAUUUGAUUCCUAUUGGAUUUGGAUUAGUUCGAUUUCAAUAGGGGUUCUUCCUGUAUUUCGUCUUUUAUUAUGUUAGAUGAAGGGGAAAAAAUGGGAACUCAAAGAUAUCGAAGAGUAAAAAAAAGGAUGGAAUAAAAGAGUGAUUGGUUGAAAAGAAAGAGAAAUAGAAUAAUGAGAAUCAUAUGGAUUUACACAAACCUCUAAUGAUUAGAAACUAAAAACGAGAUCUCGAAGUAAUUCGAACGAUUUCGAUUAUCAUUUAUUUGUACUUAUUAGUUACUUCUACCCGAUAGAGCUUAGAAGUUGGAAGUAAUAAUUUCUUGGUUGAUUGUAUCCUUAACCAUUUCUUUUUUUUUGACACGAGGAACUCAUCAUGAAUCCACUAAUUGCUGCUGCUUCCGUUAUUGCUGCUGGAUUGGCCGUAGGGCUUGCUUCUAUUGGGCCCGGAGUUGGUCAAGGUACUGCUGCAGGACAAGCUGUAGAAGGUAUUGCGAGACAGCCAGAAGCAGAAGGUAAAAUAAGAGGUACUUUAUUGCUUAGUCUAGCUUUUAUGGAAGCUUUAACAAUUUAUGGACUGGUUGUGGCACUAGCGCUUUUAUUUGCGAACCCUUUUGUUUAAUC
Zea mays is the source of this 1867-nucleotide messenger RNA. Its product is annotated as ATP synthase subunit a, chloroplastic. Bases 61 to 804 code for a protein of 247 amino acids. Gene Ontology annotation, molecular function: proton transmembrane transporter activity. The record is from RefSeq and is a predicted model, not a curated record. The transcript has a single exon. Gene Ontology annotation, biological process: proton motive force-driven ATP synthesis. NCBI's taxonomy places the organism in Eukaryota, Viridiplantae, Streptophyta, Magnoliopsida, Poales, Poaceae.